AUGGGCACGCUCAAAAAGGCGGCACUUGAUUGGUUUAGUGGUCUACCCGAUCGGUCAAUCACCGACUUCGAUGUUUUUAGUCGGCUAUUCAUGGCACAGUUCGCCGCUAACAAAAAGAAGCCACCAAUCACAUCGGACUUGUUCGACCUCAAGCAACAACGUGAGGAGUCUCUAAAAGACUUUCUGCAAAGGUUUAAUGAGGUCGCCUUGAGAAUAGCGUCGUUGGAUGAACGGAUGGCGGUCAUCGCGCUUAAAAAAGCAAAUUGUCAAACGAUGUCGGAGGUCCGGGCUUUCGCAUUAAGUCACAUCAAAACGGAGGAAAAUCAAAUUAUUAAGAGGGCAGCGGAAAACCGAGAAGCAGGGGGCAGCAAUAAGGAGGGCAACAAGCAUCUCCGACCGCGGUCAGAUUGGAGUAAGCGACGCGACCAAUACAACCCGAAGGAGAGCAACUACCGACAGGCCGAUCGCGCUGGUCGGCCAAGGGGCGAGUGGCCACGUAGCAAGGAGGAGGAGAAGUUUACUCCACUUAAUGUUCCCAGGCGACACAUCUUGCAUGACGUUAACAGUGCGUCACUAUUUGAGUUCCCAGCGGCAACUGACCGCCAAUUGGGACCUUACAAAACCGACUGGUGUGAAUUUCAUCGGACUCAUGGACACACAACUGAGAAUUGCUUCGUUCUUGGUAGGCAGAUUGAGCGCCUUAUCAAGGAGGGUCGUUUGAAAAAGUUUAUUGUAGGAAAGCAGGAUGAGGGCUCGUUCGACAGGCGACGCAGGCAGGGAGGAGAAGACACCAGGAGAGGAAGGCGAGAAGGGAGAUCUCCCCCGAGAGAUCCCCCGCAAAAAACUACGGAGACUCACCAGUAG
Cajanus cajan (pigeon pea) is the source of this 864-nucleotide messenger RNA. RefSeq lists its product as uncharacterized. Lineage: Eukaryota; Viridiplantae; Streptophyta; Magnoliopsida; Fabales; Fabaceae. The record is from RefSeq and is a predicted model, not a curated record.